AUGCAACUACUCUGCACUCCCUCCAUUUCGCUGGUCCGCGCCGCUCGGUCCUUGCGCAACCGGCUCAUCAAUAAAACCCUUGUCCCAGCCCGCGCUGCAGCCGCCUCCGUACGCAACUCAAUACACUUCUCACCAUUCUCCUCACACUCCCACGACAAGCUCAAACACCAAGCUCGGCCUGCCGCCCUCGGCACCGUUGCUGUGCUCGGUAAUGGGCUCCACACGGGCAUGGAAAGCCACGCCGCUGUCAGAGAGGGCGAAGGUUGCUCGAGAGUCCGGAAGCAUAUCAGCCCCUUCUAUCAACAAUGGGAGCAAGGCAGCCUCAUGUUUCAGAAGAGCAAGUUGCUGUAG
This is a messenger RNA of Fusarium fujikuroi IMI 58289, 351 nucleotides long. RefSeq lists its product as uncharacterized. The transcript has a single exon. The record is from RefSeq and is a predicted model, not a curated record. Bases 1 to 351 code for a protein of 116 amino acids. Lineage: Eukaryota; Fungi; Ascomycota; Sordariomycetes; Hypocreales; Nectriaceae.